Messenger RNA from Nestor notabilis (Kea), 2184 nucleotides. RefSeq names its product caseinolytic mitochondrial matrix peptidase chaperone subunit (gene CLPX). Bases 682 to 1815 code for a protein of 377 amino acids. Lineage: Eukaryota; Metazoa; Chordata; Aves; Psittaciformes; Psittacidae. Gene Ontology annotation, biological process: protein folding; protein catabolic process; proteolysis. Gene Ontology annotation, molecular function: ATP-dependent protein folding chaperone; ATP binding; ATP hydrolysis activity. The record is from RefSeq and is a predicted model, not a curated record. The transcript is spliced from 13 exons. Gene Ontology annotation, cellular component: mitochondrial matrix.
ACUUGUGGCCGUACACGCAUCCCUGUUUUAGGAAAACUUGGGACUUUUGAAACUUGUUCCCUGAGGCGAAUCCCUCUUAGAAACUUUUCGGAAACACCAGCGUACUUUGCUUCAAAGGAUGGUGCAAGCAAGGAUGGUUCUGGAGACGGAAACAAGUCUGUCAGUGAGGGGGGUGGUAAAAAGUCCAGCUCCGGAAACUCUGGGAAAGGAGGGAACCAGCUGCGCUGCCCGAAGUGUGGUGACUUGUGCACACACGUGGAGACCUUUGUGUCUUCCACCCGCUUUGUGAAGUGUGAAAAGUGUCACCAUUUUUUCGUUGUACUGUCAGAGGCGGACACGAAAAAGAGCAUCAUUAAAGAGCCCGAGUCAGCAGCAGAAGCUGUGAAAUUGGCAUUCCAGCAGAAGCCGCCGCCUCCACCGAAAAAGAUUUACAACUACCUCGACAAAUACGUUGUUGGUCAGUGUUUUGCCAAGAAGGUGCUUUCAGUUGCUGUGUACAAUCAUUACAAGAGGAUCUACAAUAAUAUCCCAGCUAACCUGAGACAGCAAGCAGAAGCUGAAAAGCAGACUUCUUUAACACCAAGGGAAUUAGAAAUCAGAAGACGGGAGGAUGAGUACAGAUUUACAAAACUUCUGCAGAUUGCUGGAAUCAGUCCACACGGUAAUGCUUUAGGAGCAUCGAUGCAGCAACAAAUGAACCAGCAGAUACCUCAGGAAAAACGGGGAGGAGAAGUACUAGAUUCACCCAAUGAUGACAUAAAACUUGAAAAAAGUAAUAUUUUGCUGCUUGGACCAACUGGAUCAGGUAAAACCUUGCUGGCUCAGACUCUAGCUAAAUGCCUAGAUGUACCCUUUGCCAUCUGUGAUUGUACUACCUUGACCCAAGCUGGCUAUGUUGGUGAAGACAUUGAAUCUGUCAUAGCAAAACUGCUCCAAGAUGCCAACUACAAUGUAGAAAAAGCUCAGCAAGGAAUUGUUUUUCUGGAUGAAGUAGAUAAGAUUGGCAGUGUUCCUGGCAUUCAUCAGUUACGGGAUGUUGGAGGAGAAGGUGUUCAACAAGGCUUGUUAAAGUUACUCGAAGGCACAAUAGUAAACGUUCCAGAGAAGAAUUCUCGUAAACUACGUGGAGAAACGGUGCAGGUUGACACAACAAACAUCCUUUUUGUAGCUUCUGGUGCUUUUAAUGGUUUGGACAGAAUUAUCAGCAGGAGGAAAAAUGAAAAAUAUCUAGGAUUUGGGACCCCAGCUAACAUGGGCAAAGGCAGAAGGGCUGCAGCAGCUGCUGAUCUUGCUAAUAUAAGUGGAGAGUCUGAUCCCCAUGAAGAAAUUGAAGAAAAGGAUCGCUUGCUGCGUCACGUGGAAGCCAGGGACCUCAUUGAGUUUGGCAUGAUUCCCGAGUUUGUGGGACGUUUGCCCGUGGUGGUUCCUCUGCACAGCCUGGAUGAGAAAACCCUUGUACGGAUUCUUACUGAGCCACGAAAUGCUGUGGUUCCUCAGUACCAGGCCCUGUUCAGCAUGGAUAAGUGUGAAUUAAACGUAACUGAAGAUGCACUGAAGGCUAUAGCCAGACUGGCCCUGGACAGAAAAACUGGUGCAAGAGGUCUUCGAUCUAUAAUGGAGAAGCUGUUACUGGAGCCCAUGUUUGAAGUGCCCAAUUCUGACAUUGUAUGUGUGGAAGUUGACAAAGAUGUUGUAGAAGGCAAAAAAGAGCCAGGAUACAUUAGGGCUCCUACUAAAGAUUCAUCUGAGGAAGAAUAUGACUCUGGUGUGGAGGAAGAAGGCUGGCCUCGACAAGCAGAUGCUGCAAACCAUUAAAUACUGUCAGAAUGCUCGCCCGCAUAAAGCGCACUUGGUUAUUUCUGGCUUCAGUCUGAUACUAAAGGCAUUGGAUCUAUCUCGGAUAUGUGAUGAGGAACUUUAUUAGCUCAAUCAGAUCGUGUAUUUUAUUGCAACAUCACAUUGAUUUAUUCGAUGGACAUUGUGUGGACUUGGAUGGCAUAAUGUUCAAAUAUGAAUUGUAUAUUACACUUGUUCAAUUAAAAUGUAUAGCAAAUCCAGCAGCACCUGGAUCCAUCGCUCUUCCUAGAAACUAAACCAGCAACGCCGGUGCUGCCAAUAGUUAGAUUUUACAAUAAUACUCUGCAAACGGGGGAAUCAAGAUGAAUAAUUGGUAGAGGGUGAAUA